UUAUUGCACGUGCGUGGUUUGUUUUUAGCGAUUUCUGAGAGCACUGGUAGAUUAUUAAUUAAAACCAUGCCAGCCGCCCCCGCAGUCAGCAGCAAUGGCAAGCCCACGGAGCCGCACAAGUCCUGGAAGAAGGUAAACGAAGAGCGGAAGGCGCUGAAGCGUCAGCGCAAGCAGGAAAAGCUGCUCAAGGAACUGCAGCAGGCGGAGGAGGCGGAAACCCGUGCGGAACUGGCCGCCACUGAAGCACAAAAGAAGGACAGACCCAAUCCGUCCACCCUGAGUAUAGCUGUGCCUGGUUCCAUCCUCGAGAAUGCCCAAUCCGCCGAAUUGCGGGCCUACGUGGCUGGUCAAAUAGCUCGUGCUGCCUGCAUCUUCCGGGUGAACGAGGUGAUCGUCUUUGACGACGUGGGCAUAGCCACUGCCCGCGAGACAAAGCGCAGCUACGAGGAGGAUGCGGAGGGCAGUGGCACUGGCACCGUGCGCAGCAGCUCCCUGCAAUUGGCUCGAAUCCUGCAGUAUCUGGAGUGUCCGCAGUACCUGCGCAAGUACUUCUUCCCUCUGCACAAGGACCUCAAGUACUCGGGGCUGCUUAAUCCGCUGGACACCCCCCACCACCUCCGGCAGCAAAGCAUGUUUCGUUAUCGCGAGGGCGUCAUCUGCGACAAGAAGGCCAAGGAGGGACACAGUUACGCGAACGUGGGACUGCUCAACGACGUUCUGGUGGACAAGGCAAUUGAGCCGGGAGUCAGGGUGACCGUGAAAAUGGAACCUCAAAGUGAGACCAGCAGAAAGCAGAAGGGAACCCUUGUCAGCCCGGAUGAGCCACGUCGGGAAACAGGUGUCUAUUGGGGCUACCAAGUGCGUAUUGCCCACUCACUGUCGGAGAUUUUCACCAAAUCCCCCUACGAUUCCGGCUACGAUGUGACUCUUGGAACCUCCGAUCGCGGCACCAAUGUGCAUGAGGUACCCAACCGAUCCUAUAGCUUCAAACACAUGCUCAUCGUCUUUGGCGGACUGCAAGGCCUGGAAUCUGCCCUAUCCAACGACGAGAAGCUAACUGUAGACGAUCCGGAGCUGCUGUUCGAUCACUAUGUGAAUGUUUUGCCCCGCCAAGGAUCUCGAACCAUUCGCACGGAGGAGGCCUUGCUAAUUGCUCUGGCGGCUCUGCAGGAGAAACUUCAACCGGAUGUUGAGGAUGUGGAGACCGAUCUAAGCGAUCUGCUGCCUCAAAGUGAGGAUACUGGCAUAUCUGUGCGUCGAGAUGUUUUAGUUAGCAAAAAGCAGAAGAAAAGGAAGCUGGUGGAGGACACCGUGGAAUCACCAGUCGUUUAUGAGCCUUCUCCUCCAAAAGCAUUGCCCAAAGUCGUUAGACAGACAGCUAACCCUUUUGCCGAUCCUUCAGAGAGUUUUGAGAAAACAGCCCCCGCAGAUGACGACUUUGAAGUCGUUUCCUCCACCACAAUUUCUGCAACACGGCAGUCGAGCACAAAUAACGACUUGAGUAGGUUCGAUUGA
Molecule: messenger RNA, 1515 nt
Organism: Drosophila rhopaloa
Lineage: Eukaryota; Metazoa; Arthropoda; Insecta; Diptera; Drosophilidae
Product: putative methyltransferase C9orf114
Exons: 2
Source: RefSeq, a predicted model, not a curated record